CAUACUCACAAAAAUGAGUCUCAAAGCCAUCUCUCUCCCCCUUCUCUUUGCCAUAUUUGCAUCUCUGGCCAUGUACACGCAUCUCUCUCUUCCAAACAACCCUAAAUUUGUUAAACACCUCAUUGAUCUUAGCCUGAAAACCUUCUCAUCAUCACCCUUUGUUUCAACUCCCAUGGUGUACUCCGCCCUAGACUGCGGCCUCCACCGCCAUAAACAUCACCAGGACAGCACCACAGGAUCCCUUUGCGACGAUUUUCCGCCAGAUUUCCCCCCUCCAGACACCAACACUACCUCAAUUUUAUGCGUCGAUCGCAACGGUUGCUGCAACUUCACUAUGGUGCAGUCUGCAGUCGAUGCAGUCAGUGUUCUUAGCCAGAAAAGAACCAUAAUAUGGAUCAACUCUGGAGUUUACUAUGAAAAGGUCAUUAUUCCAAAAAACAAGCCAAACAUCACAUUUCAAGGACAAGGGUUUGCUUCAACUGCAAUUGUGUGGAAUGACACAGCCAAUUCUUCACAUGGCACAUUUUACAGUGGCUCAGUUCAAGUUUUUGCUGCCAACUUCAUUGCUAAGAACAUUAGCUUCAUGAAUGUAGCUCCAAUUCCGAAGCCAGGUGAUGUUGGAGCACAGGCAGUGGCCAUUAGGGUGGCAGGAGACCAGGCGGCGUUCUGGGGUUGUGGCUUCUUUGGAUCCCAAGACACGCUUCAUGACGACAGGGGUCGACAUUACUUCAGGGACUGCUACAUUCAGGGUUCCAUUGAUUUUAUUUUCGGAGAUGCAAGGUCAUUCUACGAGAACUGCCAGUUGAUUUCCAUGGCUAACCCAGUGCCAGCAGGAUCAAAGGUGAUAAAUGGUGCAAUCACAGCACACGGCAGAACUUCCAUGGACGAGAACACCGGGUAUGCAUUUGUGGCCUGCACUGUGGGUGGGACUGGAAGAGUGUGGCUUGGUCGAGCAUGGAGGCCCUUUUCUCGUGUUGUUUUUGCUUACACAUCCUUGUCUGAUAUCAUCGCCUCUGAGGGUUGGAAUGACUUCAAUGACCCGACCAGAGACCAGAGUAUUUUUUAUGGGGAGUACAUGUGCAGAGGUCCAGGAGCCAAUACAAGUACGAGGGUGCCUUAUGCUCAGAAACUCAAUGACACACAAGCUUCUAUCUUUCUUAACGUGUCUUUCAUUGAUGCAGACCAAUGGUUACAACCUUAUGCAUAAUGGCUUCCUUUAUUUCUAUGUAAUAUGACAAGUAAUUCAUUUCUUCAUUCUUUGAUCUUAUGUUAACCAUUUAAUUUAUUCAAAUAUUAAUGCAAAUUCAAAGUGGCAAA
Molecule: messenger RNA, 1317 nt
Organism: Vitis riparia (riverbank grape)
Lineage: Eukaryota; Viridiplantae; Streptophyta; Magnoliopsida; Vitales; Vitaceae
Product: probable pectinesterase 8
Exons: 5
Coding region: 14-1207 (397 amino acids)
Biological process (GO): cell wall modification
Molecular function (GO): pectinesterase activity
Source: RefSeq, a predicted model, not a curated record